UAAAAGAUCCCCAAACCAUGGUCAAGAAUCAUCUAAUAGGCACCAAAUCGAAACCCAACUGUAUAAAUAGUUGAACGUAUGAUUUUUGCUACCACGAUACAAAAAAACCUCCAAGUCAAAUCCUCUGGUUUUUGCAUUUGCAUGGCUGUGAAUGCAGCCUCUAUACUCAACCGUCUCCUUCAACACAAAACCCAUAAACCCCAAAACCAACCCAACAGCCUGAAAUCCGUAACCCAAUCAAUCCUCACUCACCUCAAGUCAGGUCGUCUUCAAAAAGCCGUUUCUGUAUUGUUUGCUUACCCUGAACCUUUCCCUCAUUCUCUUUACGCCCAUCUUUUCCACCUUUGUUCCGCAAAAGAUGCUAUUGUUGAAGCCCGAAAGCUUGAAUCCCACUUAGUCACCUUCUGCCCUUUGCCCCCAGUGUUCCUCUUGAACCGCGCUAUAGAAACCUAUGGGAAAUGCGGGUGUUUGGUUGACGCAAGGGAACUGUUUGAUGAAAUGCCUGAACGCGAUGGGGGUUCCUGGAAUACGAUGAUAACAGCGUAUGCACGAAAUGGGUUUCAAGAAAAGGCUUUGUGCUUGUUUUCGGAGAUGAAUAGGGAAGGAAUUUUGCCAAAUGAGAUCACAUUCGCUAGUGUUUUGGGCUCUUGCGGUGUUGUUUUAGAGCUUGGCCUUUCGAGGCAAAUUCACGCAAUGGUUGUGAAGUAUGGUUACUCUAACAAUGUUGUUUUGGGGAGUUCACUUGUUGAUGUUUAUGGGAAGUGUGGAGUUAUAAGUGAUGCAAGGCGGAUUUUUGAUCAGAUUGAGAAUCCAAAUGAUGUUUCGUGGAAUGUGAUUGUUAGGCGGUAUCUUGAGAUAGGGGAUGGAAAAGAGGCAGUAUCUAUGUUUUUUAGGGUGUUUCGAGGAGAUGUUAGACCUUUGAAUUUUACAUUCUCUAAUGCCCUUGUUGCUUGUUCAAGCAUGUCUGCACUUAAGGAAGGGAUGCAAAUUCAUGGAGUUGUGUUUAAGAUUAACUUUGAGAAGGAUAAAGUUGUUUCCAGUUCGCUUAUUGGUAUGUAUGUGAAAUGUGGGAGAUUAGAGAGUGCUCGUAUGAUAUUUGACCAACUUGGUUCCAAGGAUUUGAUUUCUUGGACUGCAAUUAUGUCAGGGUAUGCUAUGUGUGGGAGAACUAGAGAGGCAAGGGAACUCUUUAAUAUGAUGCCUGAACGAAAUGUAAUCUCAUGGAAUGCAAUGCUGGCAGGGUAUACUCAUUUGUUUCAAUGGGAAGAUGCCUUGGAGUUCGUUUUUCUUAUGCGCAGAAUGACUAAAGAAAUUGACCAUGUGACUCUUGUGUUAGUUUUAAAUAUCUGUGCUGGCAUUUCAGAUGUUGAAAUGGGGAAACAGGUUCAUGGAUUUAUCUACCGACAUGGGUUCUGUUCCAAUAUCUUUGUUGGUAAUGCUCUUCUCGACAUGUAUGGCAAAUGUGGGACCUUGAACAGUGCCAGAGUUUGGUUUUACCAAAUGAGUCAGGAGAGAGAUACGGUUUCUUGGAAUGCUUUGUUGACUAGCUACGCUCGGCAUCAUCGGAGUGAGCAGGCUAUGACAUUUUUUAAUGAGAUGCAAUGGGAGUCAAGACCAUGCAAAUUUACAUUUGGAACCCUUCUGGCAGCUUGUGCAAAUAUGUUUGCACUUAAUCAUGGCAAACAAAUCCAUGGAUUCAUGAUUAGAAAUGGUUAUGAGCUGGAUAUGGUGAUCAGAGGAGCUUUGGUCGACAUGUAUUGUAAAUGUCGUUGUGUUUUAUAUGCUCUCGCGAUUUUCAAAGAGGCAGCUUUACGUGAUGUGGUUCUUUGGAACACCAUGAUUUUUGGAUGUUGUCACAACGGAAGGGGCAGAGAGGUACUUGAAUUGGUUGGCUUGAUGGAGGAGGAAGGUGUCAAACCAGACCAUGUCACCUUUCAAGGUAUUCUGCUUGCGUGCAUAUGUGAGCAUGAAGCUGAGCUGGGUAAGCAAUAUUUUAAUUCAAUGAGCAAUGACUAUUGCAUUAUACCCCGGUUGGAGCACUAUGAUUGUAUGAUUGAAAUCUACAGCCGGUGUGGGUGCAUGGAGGAGCUCGAGAAAUUUAUUAAGAGUUUGCCAUUUGAGCCAACCGUUGCAAUGUUGACUAGAGUCUUCGAUGCAUGCGAAAAGCAUGGUGCUGUGAGGUUUGGAGAAUGGGCCGCUGAGCAACAUAAUCAAUUGAAUCCAUCUACCCCACUAAGAUUUGAACUCAAGGACAGAAGGAAAAUAGGUAGGUAGGGAAUUGUUGACAGACACUAGUUGUGUUCUGCAGUUGCCUAGGCCAUAGGCAACUAGAAUGGGAAUCAGAGUACUCCAGAAAUGCCCUCAUGCAAGAAUGCCAAGGGUUAUUAUACAUCACGUGCGAGAACUCAACAAUGUGAAGUGGCAAACCCUGAAGUCAGUUACUCAUGUGACGACUGCUGUUAGACAGUAUAUUCAGACUGCUUGGCAAGUCACAAAUGGAAACAGAAUGCAUAAUGCCAAUUUUAGGAAAACAUGGAAGGAAUCUAAGCAUACAUUGUGCUGUUACCUGAACAUUAGAGCUCAGAUCUACUUCAGAAGCUGAAUUAAGAGCAACUACACAUGCUGAUUAGUAAGAGAUGCUCGGAGUGCAUUCAUGCACCUGGGACGAAAGUUAGAAAGGAAAUGUUUCAGCAGAACUAAUUCCUGCAGCAUAAAGUUCAAGUUCGUUGCAUGCUUCCUUGAUCAGAUGCUGCACUCCAAACUUUUGAAAUUAGAAGUCAGGCAUCAAGUUUUCGAGAACCAAAUUUUGUAGGCUCCUCUGUGCAUUCUUCAAUCCUUUAAUAGCUCUGUAUAGUCUUGUUAUUCACGUAAAUUGAAAUCUUCAUUCUUCAA
Molecule: messenger RNA, 2892 nt
Organism: Theobroma cacao (cacao)
Lineage: Eukaryota; Viridiplantae; Streptophyta; Magnoliopsida; Malvales; Malvaceae
Product: Tetratricopeptide repeat (TPR)-like superfamily protein
Biological process (GO): RNA modification
Molecular function (GO): protein binding; RNA binding
Source: RefSeq, a predicted model, not a curated record